Messenger RNA from Nannochloropsis gaditana CCMP526, 1571 nucleotides. Its product is annotated as ubiquitin-conjugating enzyme e2 8. The record is from RefSeq and is a predicted model, not a curated record. The transcript has a single exon. The annotation marks the transcript as partial.
ACAGGAAGCACGCGAUCGCAGUUGAAACUUUCCCCUGUUCCAGUCGUGCUUGGAAGAAAGCGUGUGGUACAAGCCAAUUUUUGUUGUGGAUUGAAAGACGGCUGCUGGAGGAAGGACAAAAAGCUCACGACCGGCAGUCAGUAGCUGGCCCCUUCUCUAGCACGUGGCCAGACGGCGGAGACAGUAUGCACGAGGGCUAUGGUUAUACCUCCGAUCAUUAUCGCAUUCAACGGCCACAAAAUAGUCAGGACAACUACGGGAGAGCAGUAAUCCGUGUGAAGAAGGAGCUUCAGCAGAGCGAGUUGCCCCCCAACUGCUCUGUCCAGCCCUGGGCGAGCAGAAAAUUUGGUACAAAACAAUGCAACGCCGAUCCUAAAUGUAGCAAUGCACCCGUAGACUUUCAAAAGCUGCUUCAUUGGCAGGUGACCAUGCUAGGGCCGCGGGAAAGCCCUUUCGAAGGCGUACCCCUUCUCUUCGAGCUGGAAGUGCCCCCUUCCUACCCCUUCAAGCCGCCCCGUGUCACCUGCCACUCCUGCUGUUGGCAUCCCAACGUGUGCGCCUCGACAGGGCAAGUCAUCCUGCCUAUCAUCGGGGAAGACUGGCGGCCUACACUGUCGCUCAGCACCCUCAUCUUCGGCAUCCAUCUCGCGCUCUUGGAAGCUAAUGUUGACGUGGCAGUCAAUUCGGCUGCAGCAGAAGCCUACGUGCACCACACGGAUCUUUACCACGCACAAGCCAGAGAAAUGCUGAAAGGGCAAGCUGUGCGGAGGACCAGCGCUGGCGACAAAAGAGGCCGGACUACGAGCACGCUUCCGGAGCUUCCGUCGUUCGCGUCUCACCCCGCCGCUGAGGCCAUAUCUGUGCCGUCCGGGUCAAGCGCAAGCACGAGUAUGGACACGCUUGUCAGCACAUGUGAGCUUGACUGCUCUGCGCGAAAACGCAAAGCUUUAAACGAGACCGAACCGCCUGAGCGGGGCUUGGAGGCCAUGUGCAUCGAUGAAAAGUUCGAAGACUUCCACACCCAUGAUAGCGUCCGCCCCGACCCAGGCUCAGGAGGGUCUCGAGCUUUGUCGGUUGCAUCCUUUAUACAGCAGGAGCCUCCAUCUAUGGAAAUGGAGGAGAAAUUUGCCUCCCGCUCGAGACAUACGCAGCAUAGCAAGAGAGCUCGGAGUUUUGGGGGCCAAGGGGGGGGACUAGGAGGGGCUGGGGAAUCGCAUGCUGGAUUUGCGGCGAUGGCACAAGCUGCAGGGAUAGGUGGACAGCAGCGAAGCCGCGUUGGGGAUCUGGUAGCCUUUAAUCAAAGCCUCCCGUUUUCGAUUGUUAUGACUGAUGGGAUGAAGGCACCCCCCCCGGCAAGCUAGACUCCGAAGGGAGGAAGAGAGAGCGCAGAAGGCAAACUCGGAGGUAAAAAAGGCAGAACAGUCUAUCUAAGGUUGUGAAAAGCUGUCGUGUACAUAGAGGUGACAAUUUCCCGAGCACGCGCAGUCACAUGCGGCAGCACAGGGACACCCUGGGGGUAUGUGGGGCAUGCGUCCCACAGAGUAACAGAAUAAAAUCUUAGGCUAGCCUAA